This is a messenger RNA of Leptopilina heterotoma, 1986 nucleotides long. RefSeq names its product charged multivesicular body protein 7. The transcript has 4 exons. The record is from RefSeq and is a predicted model, not a curated record. NCBI's taxonomy places the organism in Eukaryota, Metazoa, Arthropoda, Insecta, Hymenoptera, Figitidae. Gene Ontology annotation, cellular component: cytoplasmic side of plasma membrane; ESCRT III complex; multivesicular body. The coding region runs from base 427 to 1770 and encodes 447 amino acids. Gene Ontology annotation, biological process: vesicle budding from membrane; late endosome to vacuole transport via multivesicular body sorting pathway.
AAAGCCGUGAGUUUGCGAAAUGAGUUGUAGUUGAAAAAUUAAAAACAUUGCAAGGAUUGCAAGAAAAAACAACAAAAUAGGAUAAAGUAGUGAUAAUUCCCUUUUUUAAUCUCCCAGAAUGCUUUUCUAUAGUUUUAUCAGUCAAUUUUACAAUAUCAACACUUGAUUCGUUUUAAAAUACAUAUUUUUGUUAUAUAGUUCUGUUGGUUCUGUUUGUGUGUGUUUUCCUAACCUAAAAAGAAACGUCAACAUUAUAAAUAACACGCAAAUAUAUUAUUCAAAGUGGAUAAUAUGCCUGUAUUUGAAUACUAAAAGUGAAUUGUUUAACUUUUAGUGAAAAUAUAUAAAGACGUAUUUUUCUAUUUGAAAUUUGAUAUUUUUUUAUCGAAACAUUUCGUUGAGUGAGUUAUUAUUUUGCUGACGAGAAUGGCAUCGAAGGACAACAAUUCUCCUAAUAAUCUUCCUCCCUUACCUGAUGAUAAAUUGCCAGAAUGUUGGAAACAAGACGACAGGAUGAAUUCCCUGUUUGCUGACUUUAGAAAUCGUUCUGUGAAUCCUCAAGAUUGGAGUUCAAAAUACAAAUUCUGGCAUGAAGUAAUUUUGGAGCUACUGGAUUUUUCCAAAAGUUGUUGUUUUAGUGUUUCUGAUUUGAAUAUUGCUUUUAAAAGAAAUGGACGUGUUCCAGUGUGUUUACCUACUGUUAUUCAGGAGAUGUUCAGGACUGGAGAAAUUAUUUUGGAGCAGGAUUUCGUGAAGGAACCCUCGAGUACGUGGACAGGUUGGGCAGUCGAUGUGUUCGUUAAAAAACCCCUCGUUUGGUCAUUCUCGAAAGCAAAAAAUUACGUUUCCGAAGAAGUCAUAAAUGUUCAUACAAAAUAUAUUCAUUUGCCAACAGUGAAAGAUUUGGCCGAAAUUAUUCUCUCAACAAUUGACCACGCUGACAAUAAUCAAGAAAAUAAUUUAAUUCCACUGUCAGAAAUUGUUGAGAAUUGUAUGAGAAAAACAGAAAACAAACUCAUCACCGAGAAGAAUAUUCGAUUCGCUCUAAUUUGGCUGAGAAAUACAAGAAAAGCGGCACUCAAGGGAAAUUGCUUAGAUUUAAAAGCUGAUUUACUGGUGAAGAUAUCGGCGCACGGUGUGAAAAAUAUAUCUGAGGUCGAGGAAGGUGUUUAUAAAUUGAAAAAACAAGAGAGUAUGCUUAUAAAGAAUAUUGAAGUUUUGGAAUUGGAGAAACGUGCGUGUGUGGAGAAGGCGAAGAGUUACGUCUCCACGGAAUUUAGACACGCCGCGAAGAAUUGUUUGAGAAAAAAACAUGAAAUCGAGAAAUGCAUUGAAAAACGUGGUGCUUCAUUGAGAAAUGUACAGACGCUAUUGUCACGAAUUCACGAUGCACACUCGGAUGCAGAAGUACUGGAUGUUUAUAAAGUCGGUUGUAAUAUUCUCAAGAAAUUCGAGGAAACUGGUUUGACUGAGGAUAAUGUUCGCGAUACGAUGGAUAAUCUUUCUGAUGUUUUGGAAGAAAUGAAAGAUGUUCAGUCAGUUUUGGCAGAACCGUCUCUUCGUGAUAAUGAAUCCGACACAAGUCUUGAGAAAGAAUUGGAAGAUUUACUAAACUCCUCGUUUGGUGAUACGGAAAAAGAGAAGAGUUUCGAAGCAAAAGAUACAUCUAUCAAUGCUCCUGAUUUGAAAGACCUGCCUGAUUUAUCAAGUCUGAAUCUAUUAGAUUUGCCAGCCCCAAAAAAGCCAACUCAAUUAUUACCUACUGUGUAGAAAAUAAAGUACAGAAUAAUUACAAAAAAAGUGGUGUAUUGUAAGUAAAUUAAAUUAUUUUUUUUUCUAAAUUUAUUAACUACAGAAAAAACGGACUGUUUAUUCUUAAUACCAAUCGAACAUAUUAUUUAUAGAAUUUUUUUAACAGAAAAUAGUCAAAGUGUGUAUAUACAUUCUGUGAUUGUGUAUUAAAGUAAAUAAGAUAUGAAAAGAAUA